CGAGCCGGAUGAUGUCAAGGCGCCGAGAUAAACAAUCUUCAUGGACCUUGUAGCUCAUAAUAACUCACUGAUGUGAUUUAGUAUUUCGCACAACUGUUCCUAAAAGUGGUGGAACAGCUGUGUAAUACAUAUUUUGCGUUGCAACAAAAAGCUCAUGCAUGUUUUGUGUAACGAUAGUUAUUUCAGCAUGAUGCAGGCGGCAGAGGACGCGCAGUCUACUUUAGCAGAGCGCGUAGAGACUUUGGGAGUCAGUGAACACAGCAAAACUACAGAAAACGACAAAAAAACAACAACAGAUGAGACCAAGACAAACGAGGAUGCCACAGAUAUACAGCGAGAUAAAGAAUCCAUGGAAGUUGAGGAGCAGAAAGAGGGCAUAACCAUAGAUGCAGAAAUGAAUGGAAGUGGAGGAGAACACCAGCAGGUGGAGGAGGACUGGGAGAUCCCUUACAGUGAUGAGGAGAUGGAGGAUCCCAAGAAAUGGAUGCCUCCACCCGAGGAGAUCAAACGGCUAUAUGAACUCCUUGCUAAAGGUGAAGCGCUUAAGCUGCAUUGGGUCCCUCUUCCAUGCCGACCUCCGACCCCUCCCCAAACUCCUUCGCCUGAGCGAGAUGGAGAAGACUCACAGGAGACUAAAGAGGAGGAGAGUGAGCACAAGGCCCUCACUCCAACCGAGUUUGAUUUUGAUGAGGAGCAAACUACUGCAACUCCCAAGAAUUCUUUCCUUAACCGUCGCAGAACGCCAGGUUCUUCCGCCCGCUCUACAGUCAAGCGCGAGGCUCGUCUAGACAAAGUGCUGUCAGACAUGAAGCGGCACAGAAAAAUUGAGGAACAGAUUCUAAGGACAGGUCUUGACCUUUUUAAAAGUGAUAAACCGCGGCCGGUGCCUGUUGCCGAGCAGCCCUUAUCGCCAAAUAGUAAGAGAGAGCGGGAAAAAGAAAAAGAAAGAGACAGUGACCCCAGCACUGUAUUCAGUCCCAGACAGAGGAGAUACUGAGGCAAAAAACAGACUCCUUAAAGAAAAGUGGUUUCUUCAAGGUUUAUAAUUUAACAUUUGUAAUUUUGCAUUGGACAAUGCAAGAAAAUGAAACUAUUUUACUCCUGUAUUUUUUUUUACUUUUUUAUACUGUGAAUAAAUGUCUUGCCUAGA
Triplophysa rosa is the source of this 1150-nucleotide messenger RNA. RefSeq names its product PAXIP1 associated glutamate-rich protein 1 (gene pagr1). The transcript has 4 exons. The coding region runs from base 155 to 997 and encodes 280 amino acids. NCBI's taxonomy places the organism in Eukaryota, Metazoa, Chordata, Actinopteri, Cypriniformes, Nemacheilidae. The record is from RefSeq and is a predicted model, not a curated record.